AUGCGUUUUCCGGAAAUGGCGUUUGCCCUAGAAGUAGUAGAGCGGUAGUAAACAGUUGAAUCUGCUGCUGUCGUUGUAGAAUCUCUAGUUCAUUUUUGUACUUAAAUAAUCAGUUUCACAUCUAGUAAGUUAACAUGGCUCGAAGUUAGUUCGUUUACAACAAACAAUAAGCAAUAAAUAAAGCAAUAAGCAAACUGCGGCGAGCUAUCUGGAUGUUUCUUCUGCCCUACGGUGUAGCUUUAGCUUCUGCUCCAGUCUGCUGAAACAGAGCCGUCGUCUAUGGAUAAAACACCUGAGAGGCUCUCAGUAGAGCAGCAGGCGUCUGUUCCAAGUGGGUCCAGUGUGGGCAAGCCAAUGAGUGCUGCACUGAAGGCUAGGUUAAAAAGAGCACGACCUUCCUUCACUUCCCCUCUCAGUGUGGUUAAACGACUUAAAAUCGAUGACGAUGAGUUACCACAGCCCUUAAAAGAAGAGACAGACCAAACUGGGCAAGCAGAAAAGGAGGCUGAGAUUGACGUGAACAGAAAUGAGACCAUGAGAGAUCUUAAAGACCCCCUUCAGCUCUCUCGAAGUGAGUUACUUCAGCUUCGAGAGAAAUUAAAGAAAGAUGCCAGGGAGAAAUCUGAGACUCUUCGAAGGCUCAAGAUGGUUAAAAUGUUCAGAAUGAAGAAUGACCUCACACAGCUGCAAGACCUGAUAGAUAAAUGGAGGCACUGUGCUCAAGCAGUGCUGUAUGAACUACAAACUGAGUUACCUACAGAUGGCCGAAAAGUCAGUCUCUCUCAGCUCAUUGACCACUUUGGACUGGAAGAUGGUAUUUUGCACUUUGAUAGGACAGAGGACGACUUCAUAAACAGCUGAUAUAAAGACAGUGUGUGUCUUAUUUUUGUUAUAAUAGUUCACCAUCACUCUCUGGGUAUUUGUAUGUUGUUUUGUACAUGACAGUUCAAUGCCACACUCGGGUUUGAGGUCACCAAAGUAGAAAAAGAGCUGGGCCUUAAUUUAACACUGAUGGACAGGUGAUGUCAGGAAUUUGUGGUGACUGAAAAUGGCCUUACCAACCCACAAUUGUAGCUUAAAUACCUGUGUGUUUUUCUAAUUACGUGUGUAAUGUAAUAGACAAUCCUGUGUAACGUGUCCUUUAUUCAGUUUUUUUGCACUUUGCACGUUUCCAUUUCAUUCUGUUGCAUUUAUAAAUGCCUGUAAAAUCUGAUGGCAUUUGUUUAAAAAGUGUUAUUGUGAAUAAAGAGCAUUUUUAUUCCCA
Pygocentrus nattereri (red-bellied piranha) is the source of this 1264-nucleotide messenger RNA. RefSeq names its product SWI5-dependent homologous recombination repair protein 1 (gene sfr1). Lineage: Eukaryota; Metazoa; Chordata; Actinopteri; Characiformes; Serrasalmidae. The transcript has 3 exons. The coding region runs from base 280 to 861 and encodes 193 amino acids. The record is from RefSeq and is a predicted model, not a curated record. Gene Ontology annotation, cellular component: Swi5-Sfr1 complex. Gene Ontology annotation, biological process: double-strand break repair via homologous recombination; positive regulation of DNA-templated transcription.